Molecule: messenger RNA, 3904 nt
Organism: Neltuma alba
Lineage: Eukaryota; Viridiplantae; Streptophyta; Magnoliopsida; Fabales; Fabaceae
Product: putative pentatricopeptide repeat-containing protein At5g09950
Exons: 3
Coding region: 180-3392 (1070 amino acids)
Biological process (GO): RNA modification
Molecular function (GO): RNA binding; zinc ion binding; protein binding
Source: RefSeq, a predicted model, not a curated record
UAUCUCGCUAUGGGUCUCAAGACGAUUCAGUAUUUGUGUUCUGUGAAUUACAACAUUGUUGAAAGACGGAGAAACAGAGCCAAUUUAAUAUGGCCAAUAGUGACCAUAUGGUGCUAGUUGAAUAUGAAGAUGAUCAUACUACUGUAGAAAUGCUAAAAGCAUGAGCCAAGGUUCUAACCAUGGUAUGUUUUGCUGGUCCCCUGUAUCCCCUCUGCUGCAGACGACUCUUCCACAAAUCAAGGCAUGCUCUGCCUCUGCAUGCACCUGCUGUAUUGCCUAUCCUUCCGUCAGAUAACCCUCUUCCCUUCAAUCAUCAGGACCCAUGCUACGAUCAUAUCAUACCACCUCCUCAGUUAUCACAGAACCAGCUUCAACUGUCACCUGCCUCAUCUUGUAUUUCUCCUUUAAAUUUGGAUAACUAUGAGUUACUUGUCCAUCAUUACAGAAAUUCUUGUUGCUUCAAAGAUGCCUAUCAACUUCAUCUGCUGAUCUACAAAACUGGGUUCACCAAUGACGUUUUCCUGUCCAACACCCUUAUGAACAUUUAUGUUAGAAUUGGUAAAUUAGUUUAUGCACAGAAGCUGUUUAAUGAAAUGCCACAAAAGAACCAUGUUUCUUGGGCUUGCUUAAUUUCAGGCUAUACUCAAAAUGGCAAACCUGAUGAGGCAUGUAGACUAUUCAAAGGUAUGCUUUGUGCAAACCAGUUUCCAAACCACUACGCCAUUGGUAGUGUUCUUCGAGCUUGCCAGAAAUGUGGUCCAAGUAAGCUUCUACUUGGAAUGCAGAUUCAUGGGUUAAUUUCCAAAUCACGAUAUGCAUCAGAUAUGUUUCUGUCUAAUGUGCUGAUGUCCAUGUAUGCACAUUGUUUGGGUUCAAUUGAUGAUGCUCGUUGUGUUUUUGAUGAAAUACAAAUUAAAAAUUCUGUAGCGUGGAAUUCUAUCAUUUCAGUAUAUUGUUAUAAGGGGGAUGUAGUUUCUGCCUUUGAACUCUUUUCAAGCAUGCAGAGGGAAGCUAUCACACUGAGGCCUAAUGAAUAUACUUUUGGUAGCUUAGUAACUGCUGCAUACUCUCUUGUUGACUGUGGAUUAAGUUUGCUUGCACAGAUAUUAGCCAGGAUAGAGAAAUCUGGAUUCUUACAAGAUUUGUAUGUUGGUAGUGCACUGGUCAGUGGGUAUGCAAGGUUUGGGUUAAUAGGUUAUGCCAAAAUGAUUUUUAAGCAGAUGUCUGAGAGAAAUGCAGUGUCCAUGAAUGGGUUGAUGGUUGGAUUGGUGAAGCAAAACCAGGGUGAAGAAGCAGCUGAGGUAUUCAGGGAGAUGAAAGAUUUAGUUGAAAUAAACAAUCUUUCUUUUGUUGUUCUUUUAAGUGCUUUUCCUGAAUUUUCUAAUUUGAAGGAAGGGAAGAUAAAGGGUAAAGAGCUUCAUGCUUACCUGAUUCGAAGUGCGUUAGUUGAUGACAAUGUUUCAAUUGGAAAUGCUCUUGUCAAUAUGUAUGCAAAAUGUGGUGCUAUCGGUUAUGCUUGCUCUGUUUUCCAUCUCAUAGCUGAUAAAGAUGUUGUCUCAUGGAAUUCUAUUAUCUCUGGCCUAGACCAAAAUGAGCGAUUUGAAGAAGCAGUUUCCAGUUUCCAUGCAAUGAGAAGAAGCGGACUGAUGCCCUCAAAUUUCUCAGUUAUUAGUACUUUGAGCUCAUGUGCAAGCUUGGGUUGGAUCAUGUUAGGACAACAAAUACAUGGUGAAGGGCUCAAAUGGGGGCUUGAUUCAGAUGUUUCAGUUUCAAAUGCACUUCUUGCAUUAUAUGGUGAAACUGGUAAUCUCAAGGCCUGUGAGAAAAUUUUCUGUCUGAUGCCAGAUUAUGAUGAAGUUUCUUGGAAUACUUUGAUUGGAGCGCUAGCAAACUCAGAGACAACAAUUUUACAAGCUAUAAAAUGUUUCCAGGAGAUGAUGCAAACUGGGUGGAGGCUCAAUAGAGUGACGUUUAUGAGUGUCUUAGCAGCAGUUUCUUCUCUUUCACUGCUUGAACUGAGCCUUCAAAUUCAUGCUUUGAUCUUAAAAUACUCUGUCGCUAAUGACAAUGCCAUUGAGAAUGCUCUUCUAGCUUGCUAUGGGAAGUCUGGUCAGAUGGAUGACUGUGAGAAGAUCUUUUGUAGAAUGUCAGAUAGAAGAGAUGACGUCAGUUGGAAUUCCAUGAUUUCUGGAUAUAUACACAAUGACAUCCUGGACAAGGCCAUGGAUUUGGUAUGGUUUAUGAUGCAGAGGGGCCAAAGGUUGGAUGGUUUCACUCUUGCCACUGUUCUUAGUGCUUGUGCCUCAGUUGCAACUUUAGAGCGGGGAAUGGAAGUUCAUGCAUGUGCCAUAAGAGCUUGUUUAGAAUUUGACGUUGUUGUUGGGAGUGCACUAGUUGACAUGUAUGCCAAAUGCGGAAAGAUAGAUUAUGCUUCAAGAUUCUUUGAAUUGAUGCCUUUGAGGAACGUAUAUACUUGGAACUCAAUGAUAUCAGGCUAUGCACGCCAUGGACUUGGAGCAAAAGCUUUGAAGCUUUUUUCAAGAAUGAAAGAGCAUGGCCAAUCACCAGAUCACGUUACCUUUGUUGGGGUCUUAUCAGCUUGUAGUCAUGUUGGUUUAGUUGAUGAAGGCUUUGAGCACUUCAAAUCAAUGAGUGAAGAGUAUGGACUAGCUCCUCGAAUUGAGCAUUUCUCUUGUAUGGUUGAUCUCCUUGGGCGAGCUGGUGAUGUUAAUAAAAUAGAGAACUUGAUCAACACCAUGCCAAUGGAUCCUAAUGUCCUCAUUUGGAGAACAGUUUUAGGGGCAUGUUGUCGAAAUCAUGGCCGCAAUACAGAGCUAGGUCAGAGAGCCGCCAAGAUGCUUAUGGAGAUGGAGCCACAUAAUGCUGUGAACUAUGUGCUUCUUUCUAACAUGCAUGCUGCAGGUGGGAAGUGGGAAGCUAUGGCAGAUGCUAGGAUGGCAAUGCGAAAGGCAUCAGUGAAGAAAGAAGCAGGGUGUAGUUGGGUCACCAUGAAGGACGGUGUUCAUGUAUUCGUAGCUGGAGAUCAAAAACACCCAGAGAGAGAAAAAAUUUAUGAAAAACUCCAGGAACUAACUAGGAAAAUGAGGGAUGCUGGUUAUGUUCCUGAAACCAAAUAUGCGCUGUUUGAUCUUGACCUUGAAAGCAAAGAAGAAAUGUUGAGCUAUCAUAGUGAAAAAUUGGCAAUUGCUUUUGUUCUUACCCGGAAAUCUGAACUGCCAAUUAGGAUAAUGAAAAAUCUUCGUGUUUGUGGUGACUGCCACGCUGCUUUCAAGUACAUAUCAAAGAUUGUUAAUCGACAGAUAAUUUUACGAGAUUCAAACAGAUUUCACCAUUUUGAGGGUGGCAUCUGUUCUUGCCGGGAUUAUUGGUGAAUGGUUCUACAAAUAUUGUGGAGACCUUCAUGUUACACAUACAGAAAUAUUGCCCAAGACUCUUAUUUCAAGUGGCAUUGAGGGGACUUGGUCAGCGUGCUCAACUUAUAUAAGUAGUUGAUGUUAAUUUGCUUUGACCAGCUGGAAAAAGAGAAACAAGGUAGAGAAAGAAAGUGAGACGUUGUGAGUGAAGAUGGGCCGUAUAUUUUGGGCAUAUGAGCAGAUAAAUCAGUUUUGUGUUUGUCAUUCAUAUGAAUGUUUUGUUCUGCAGUUUGGUUGGUUUGACUUCUUAGGUAGAAUAAAUGGGGUUAUAUUAGUAUUUUUUAGUCCUUAACUUCUGAUCUAAAGAAUGUAAUGGUUAAACAUGUAAGAUAGUGUCUAUACCAUAUGUUAAUUUGACAUAGUCAUGCAAUGUGGUUUGAAUUGAAGCCCGUCUUUAGGCUGUCAUGCGAAUAUGCAUCAAAGCUUGGAGAUACUGCUGAUCUUUCUGAUAAGAUGUUCAAAAACAUUCU